UCAGAUUUAAACGGGAGACAAGAAGAAGCUGCUUUUCCAAUGUGGACAAGGUCAGAGUAAAGAGUGAACACCGUAAAGUCUCUGCAAAUGGAGCAGCCGUCGUACGGAGAGGUGAAUCAGCUGGGCGGCGUGUUUGUGAACGGGAGGCCUCUUCCCAACGCCAUCCGCGUGCGUAUCGUGGAGCUCGCGCAGCUCGGUAUUCGCCCGUGCGACAUCAGCCGCCAGCUGCGCGUCUCUCACGGCUGCGUGAGCAAGAUCUUAGCGCGCUACCACGAGACUGGCUCAGUCCUGCCGGGAGCCAUCGGCGGCAGCAAGCCGCGCGUGACCACACCCAACGUGGUGAAAAGCAUACGGGAGUAUAAACGCGCGGACCCGGGCAUGUUCGCGUGGGAGAUUCGGGACCGGCUGCUGGCCGACGCUGUGUGCGACAAAUACAACGUGCCGUCGGUGAGCUCCAUCAGUCGCAUUUUGAGGAAUAAGAUUGGGAAUCUGUCGCAGCCCGGACAGCACGAGACCGGCUGCAGCAUUAAACCUCCCGCCCCGCCGAUUCCUUACAGUCCGAUGUGUGCUUACUCAUACCCCAACGCCAUCUCACCUACCAGCGCAAAACUCGGCGGCCCUCCUGGCGUCGGGGUCGGUCUGUCCCGGGCCUGGCCUUCGGUGCACACCGUCAGCAACAUUUUAGGCAUACGAGCUUUCAUGGACCCCUCAGCCAUCGCUGGACCGGAUGGAUAUCAGCAGAAAAUGGAGGAGUGGCCAUGUGUGAACAGAACUUCAUUUCCCUCCCAUGCGGUUAAUGGCAUUGACAGAUCACAUAUAGACACCGAUAUUAAAUACAAUCAGUCUCCCUCGAGUCUUAGCGGAUAUAUGCCCCCCUGCCCCUAUUCUUCCCCCAGUCAAUGCGGGGUGUACGGGGGAAACUAUGGGCAUCACUGGCAGCCUCAGGGAACAGGCCUGGCGCAUAACGACUCACACCUUCACACUGCCAUGAACUUCAAAUCACCAUCAGAUGUGGCAGACAGAAAACCUCCCAGUCCUCUGAUUAAGCAGCAGCAGCAGCAUGAGGCACUGAGCAGCGUUCACAGCCUGGUCUUACCCACCUCAGCCUCAUAAACACGGACAAAAGCCCAAACAGUACAAAUAAUGUUUAUAAAUGUUCAGUGAAACUCUAAAAUUGGUAAAAACAAACACAAGCGCAGGUUUAUAUAUCACUUUUAAUAACACCGGUGACAGCAAAAGCCAAUGCGCGCAAUCCACUUCUCCUGAAAUGACAUAAGCGCUCCAUGGCACUGGUCACCUCCCUCAUUUAAAUUGGUAUUACAGGAAAAAAAAUAACAAGCUUGUACAUUAUUUAAGUGGUAUUCAUUUAAGCAAGUUAAAAUAUAUUGCGACUAUCGAAUGUUUUGGGAAAAUACCAAAAUGCGUUAUUUGAUAGCUCUUUACUUCGGUUUAUCUUAAUGUUUAAGAUUGCCUUACUUGAGAAAUUUGUGGGACGCAACAAAACAUUAGCAAACUGGGUAUUUGUCUACAGUAUUCAAUUGAGCUAGAUGCUAGUAGUUAUUAAUCCCAAAGCUUUCAAUAAGGGCUACAAUAUGCGUGAAUAGACUACACUAUUUGUUUUGCCCUGUAAUAGAAGUCUGACGUUUCAUCGUCUCUCUGUUGUCGGAUGCAUGCCGUGUGUUCUGGUGUGUACCAGAAGUAUAGGCUAAUUGCUGUAUUGUGGUCAUGUCUGUCAAACCCUCUGGAGACGCUGCAUUAUUUACACGGUUGUCAAACUGGGCUCCAACCAACUGGUAUUGUUUCCAAAUAACACUGGGAUUGCAACAAGUCAACAAUAACCCUGUAGCUAUACUUUAAAUUGCUUUUAUUGAAUAUGAUUCAUGAUGUCUUCAGUUUUUACUACCAAACGUGACGUAGUCUGUGGAUGAUAUUGAAUUGGUGAGGAUUUCAAACAUUUGACUCAAUUUAACAUGGCAACCCUGACUUCCAUCAGAGGGAAAUUUCCGGAUACCAUCAAAAAGUGGAUUAUUAUACUAGUCUCACUUUACUGGUAUAAGUUUGAAAUGGUUAAAAUCGGUAAUUAAUUUAAUUUUCAUAGCUGUAUCUGUGGACCACAGGUGAUUUCUGCAAUAUUUGCGGUCAGUUGUUUGUUGUUUUUUUUGGACGUUGUAAUGACAUUUAAUUUUAUAAUAACGUUAAUUAAAAUAAAUGAUAAACAUAAAAACAAUGAAAUUGGUGUUAAUUAAUUUGGUAAAUUUAUGAUAGUCUAUGUCUAGAGAAUUCGUUUUUUUUUCUUGAAUUUUAUUUUAUUUUAAGUAUACAAUUAAACAUAAUUAUACCUACCUAAUGUUAAUAAUUGUAAGCAGAAUUAAGAAAUGUAUUAAAUGUGAAUUUGUUUGUUAUUGUGAUUUCCACAACGAAAUCCUAGUUAUAUUAUUUAUAGUCAAAAUUCAUCUGUGUCUAAUAAACGCAUGUUC
Molecule: messenger RNA, 2477 nt
Organism: Ictalurus furcatus (blue catfish)
Lineage: Eukaryota; Metazoa; Chordata; Actinopteri; Siluriformes; Ictaluridae
Gene: pax1b
Product: paired box 1b
Exons: 5
Coding region: 88-1113 (341 amino acids)
Biological process (GO): regulation of transcription by RNA polymerase II; anatomical structure development
Molecular function (GO): DNA-binding transcription factor activity, RNA polymerase II-specific; RNA polymerase II cis-regulatory region sequence-specific DNA binding
Source: RefSeq, a predicted model, not a curated record